This is a messenger RNA of Melanaphis sacchari, 2095 nucleotides long. RefSeq names its product connectin-like. Gene Ontology annotation, molecular function: protein binding. Bases 401 to 1999 code for a protein of 532 amino acids. The transcript has 4 exons. NCBI's taxonomy places the organism in Eukaryota, Metazoa, Arthropoda, Insecta, Hemiptera, Aphididae. The record is from RefSeq and is a predicted model, not a curated record.
GCAGACAUCGAUUCACGAACGUUGCUGUUAAUUCGAGCUCGUUCGUCGUAUACGCAAGUCGUGCGCACCGUGUAUCUGGUUGUUUCUGACGGAAAAUUUCACGCGAAUUCAUCAGUCGUCCCACGAUUUACCGUGACCACGCGAUGGAUGAGUGAGAUAUUAUAUAUCGCCCGAACAGUUUAUUAACGACACGAUUUUUUUUUUUUUGCAAAUUGUUUAGUAGACAUUGUCGUCGUAUAGAUCAUAAUAUAUCGUUGUAUCAUUCGAAUCGUUCGACGAUCAACGACGGUUCGUCGCGAAAAUUGUCGCAUCAAAGUAAUUAUAUUGUAAUUUCGCGAAGAACAAUAGAAAAUUAAAUCAAAACUGAAAUUGCCUAAAGUUUCUUGGUUGGAUUUUCGAAAUGGCGCGUCAACAACAGUUCGUGGCCAUGUGGUUAGUGUUCGCGGUUCUGGUCUACGACAACCACGGUUACGUGUCGAACCGGAGAGUGAAAAACCAAAGGCCUGGCGUCCGGAGUUAUUCGGACGACGACAAGAAUAUAGGAAGCACUGAAAUAAAUGUGUGCGCGCUCGAACAGAAGACUACCAUCAACUUAUUCUGUUACUGCGACGAGUCCAAGCCCUACGCAGCCACGUCAGCCGACUGUUGGGUGUUCAACGACGGCGAACCUCGCGAAUCGGCAGUGUGGCGUGAGUUCGGGUCACAGUCGAACGUGACAAAACUGACGUUCAACGUACGCGGCACCACGUCGAAGACACUAUCAUUCGUGCCCACCGAGGCGUUGGCCCGGAUGCCCGAGCUCCGGACGCUCGAGAUCGUGUACGCCGAUAUCGGCACCGUGCAUUCGCACGCGUUCGCCAAUCUUUCCCGGUUGCAGGACUUGGCCCUGGUCCGGAACCACAUCGUGCAGCUGGCCAGGGACUCGAUCGCGUACAUGGAGGACCUACGCGUUGUCACGCUCGGUGACAACGCCAUCGAGAGCAUCAGCAACGAUGUGUUUGCCCGGUUGCCCGCGCUCAGGAAGUUGUACAUGGACCGGAACAACAUCAGCUACAUUGCCGAGGGGGCGUUCGAACAGUUACGCAAGUUGGAGGAGCUCGACCUGUCCGAAAACAGAUUGACGGGGUCGCUGUCCAGGUACGUGUUCCUCGGGCUGGUAUCGGUAAAGCGGCUGGACAUGCGGGCGAACCAUUUAGACCGGGUGGGCCCGGACGCGUUCGCCGAGUUGGUGUGCCUCGAGGAGCUCGUGCUCGAGGACAAUCUCAUAAAGACGAUCGACGGCAGAGGAUUUUCUGGAUUGCCUAGCCUCAACAGACUGAAUUUGGCGGAGAAUCGGUUGACUACGCUCGACGACCGCACGUUCCACAGUCUUGACAAGCUCAAGUACAUCGACAUUAGAUACAACAACCUGAAAACGCUCACAUUCGGCACCGUGGAACCGAUCUUGGAACGGCUCCGGAACUCGACGUUCUCUUUCCACUUCAAAGGUAACAAGUUCGAAUGCGACUGCGGUCUGCUGUGGAUGAACCAACUGGCCAUCGAAACGAACAACGAACAAGUGGCGCGCGAGAUGUCGGCCGCGCAGUGUCAGAUGAACGAAACGGCCGACGGCGACGGCGACUUGACGUCCGAUCUGAAAGUGGCGGGCCCGAAAAACGGUUACGGCGGCGGUUACGGCGCUAACAAGGUCGACGCCGAGACGGCCGCAGACAAAUCGGUCGGCAGCAGCGGAGAAACGAUGGACGCGGCCGACGGGUCGCCAAGGCUGUCAGACGAUACGCAGCUGAUCGCCGUCAUAUCGCUGAACGAGGACACGUGCCCCGGCAAGGAGCAGCCGCUCGUGGACGGGGCGCCGGACGCGGCCCAAAAUUCGGAUCGCGUGCUCUGGGAAUCGACCAAGUCGGCGGCGGCGGCCUCGGGUCUCCCGGCGCCGCUGUGUCUGUCAGCUCUACCCGUCCUCGCCACCGUCCUCGCCAUCGUCCGUUCGCGUCGCUCUUAGGCCAACAACGCCUGCCGAGCGACGAUGAUAAUAUUAUAAACGACAACGAUAUAAUAUUAUAUAGACUUACAUACUUACAUUUUAUAAUUACGUGUC